UGUUGUGGAUUCCAUGUUUGCGUUAUGCUUGUUGGACAGUCUAUAAGGAGAAGCAACAUUGAUCUACCGAUCAUCUUUAAUCGGAGUAACAGGAAAUAUGAUGGAAAUCAUAUGUUUAAGGGAUCUAGCUUACGUCGUCUGUACCAUAGACUAACUGAACCUACACAGCCGGUGUCGGUGGUUCGAGCCCGAUACAUUGCACACCGUGGAGCAUGGACCCAAUUAUACCAAGAUACCAACUCAAAAAAUUAUGAAAAUCCAAGAUGCGCUUGUUAUGGAAAAACAAAUAGGGAUCGAGAAUUGUGCAUAUUUACUCCACAACCUCAAAGGUUCACCAAAGAUGGCCAACUAGAUCCAGUAAGAUUGUUCAAACAAGACAACCUGAAUAAAAGAUUACAACUCCCAUUAUCAACCCUGGUCGUCAGAUGGCAACCAAAAAGACACGUGUGUGGGUACACUCUUUCGGAUCUUCUCUCCGUCUUUUCUCAGUUUGGAAGCAUUCAGCAACUUCGUCUGCUAAGCCUCAAUAGCGCCCUGCUCGUGUUUGAAGAAAUUGCGUCUGCGUGUAGAGUAAUGCAAUAUCCAUAUUUAGGAGAUGUCUGCAAUAAAAUAUGUUCUAGUUGGUGGCACAGAUGUAUGGAGAAUAAGUAUGUUAGGAUGUCUGAGCGAGGAAUCAAAAUCAAAACUGACCGAUUUGUCAAAAUCUUAUUGUGAAAAUGUCAUAAUAUAUGUGCGUCUGCAGUUCCCAGAAAGUUUCAGUUGUUAAAAUGUCCUUUCGUUUGUUUGUUUGUUUGUUUGUUUUUAUUCCUUAAUUGAAUCAAGUUGCAAUAAUAAACACUUUUAGAGUAUCUUGGAUAUCGUCUAUUAUUUUUUUCACUAAAACUGAAAAGAUUCUUAUGAAUGACACAAACAUGAGAGUGUUAAUGAUGAGAGCAGGUCUGAUAAAUAUGAAUGUGAGAGGGACAGACAAACAUGCAAACAAAGACAGUGCAAAAACAUUUUGCAAGAUUUACGAAGUAAACAU
Molecule: messenger RNA, 1024 nt
Organism: Magallana angulata
Lineage: Eukaryota; Metazoa; Mollusca; Bivalvia; Ostreida; Ostreidae
Exons: 4
Molecular function (GO): nucleic acid binding
Source: RefSeq, a predicted model, not a curated record